AGGAAAAUUAAAUUUUACUAAAAAAAAAAAUACAAAAAAAAUACAAAAAAAAAUACAAAAAAACAAUAACAUAAAAAUGGAUAAAGAAGGUGUUAGUAUACAUGAAUUUGUAGUUCAAGAAGCAAAAGAAAAGAGUUACGAAAUAGAAGUAAAAACAUUAAAAGAGUUCGAAAAAGAAAAAAAUCUAUUAGUUGAUAAAGAAAUAGAAUAAAUAAAAGAAUAAUACGAGACAAAAAUGAGACAAGUUGAAAUGAAGCAUAGAAUUGAGCAUUCUUCUGCUAUAAAUAAUGCAAGACUAUAAAAAAUGGAAGCAAGAAACCGUGCAAUGAUGAAAUUAUUCUCAGAUGCUUAAUAUAGUGUCUUUACUAAAACAAAAAGUGAUGUAAAUUUUUACAAAGAUUUAUUAAGAAAGCUUAUGGUUUAAGGAUUUAUAAAAUUAUUUGAUGAAAAGAUAGUUUAUGUCCGUUGUCUAUAAAAAGACAAAGACUUAUGCUCUAGUAUUGUUGAUUAAGCUGUUUCUGAUUUCCAAAGAUUAGUAAAGUAAGAAAUGAACAAGGAUGUAAAAUUAAAAGUUGUAGUUGAUGACCAUAGAUUUCUAGAAGAAAGAUAAUUGAUUAAUAAUUUCUCUAUCCCUGUAGAUUAAUAUGAUAUUCAUACUGGCUAAUUAGAAGUAAUACAAAAAAAUCAAGAUGAUAAAAAAUGCUUUGGAGGUAUUGUUUUAACUAACAAAAAUGGAGACAUUAUUGUCAAAAACACUCUUGAUGUCAGAUGUGAUCUUUGCUUCUAAGAUUCUCUUCCUGAUAUUAGAAAUUUUAUGUUUCCUAAUCCUCUUCCGGUACAUAAUUAUCAAAGAUAACAAAAUAACCAUAAUCAUUGA
Messenger RNA from Ichthyophthirius multifiliis, 877 nucleotides. RefSeq names its product vacuolar ATP synthase subunit e, putative. Gene Ontology annotation, molecular function: proton-transporting ATPase activity, rotational mechanism. NCBI's taxonomy places the organism in Eukaryota, Ciliophora, Oligohymenophorea, Hymenostomatida. Gene Ontology annotation, cellular component: proton-transporting two-sector ATPase complex, catalytic domain. The transcript has a single exon. The record is from RefSeq and is a predicted model, not a curated record. Gene Ontology annotation, biological process: proton transmembrane transport.